This is a messenger RNA of Parascedosporium putredinis, 2028 nucleotides long. The record is from the annotation of a GenBank genome assembly. NCBI's taxonomy places the organism in Eukaryota, Fungi, Ascomycota, Sordariomycetes, Microascales, Microascaceae.
AUGCUCACCUUCAUCGCUGGCUUUGCGGCCGUCUUUGGCACCGCCGAAGGCGUCCGGGCCGCCCAGUCAAAGUCAAGAAGGGAGGAACAUCGGUCGAGAAAGAAUAAUCUCGUCGUCCAUUGCCCUAAAAGUUCCAAAUCAAGCGCCUUCCUUGAGGGAAGGGCCGUUGUUCUUGCCGGCGAAAAACUUUACAUCGACACCGGCACGGAAUACAAUGUCCCGUUUGGUCACCCCUUUGAGGGCUACUACCUCCCCUACCCAGGCCAACGCUACUCCGGGCUCGUCUCCACAAUCACCCACGAGGCCCCCAUCAUGAACUGGGUCUUCGUCCACAAGGACACCUACGAGGUCAAGUUCGGCACCCGCGCCCUGUCCGAGGGGAACCUCACGGGGCCCUGGGACUGCACCCGCCAGGACAAGCGGCUCACCUUUGCCGGCUGGGAGGGCUUCUGCGCCGCUGCAGGGCAAGGUGCAGCCGGGCACUCCGUCAUCGAGAUUGAGCUUCUGAGGGCAGAGCUCAAGUUUGCUAAGCCCGAGGAGGUCCAAUUGACCGAAGAGCAGCGGGCAGCCCUCCAGGAGCAGGCGAGAAUCCAGGCCGAGCAGCAGGCGGCUGAGCAGGCGCAGAGGGAUGCGCAAGCCGAAGUGCUCAAGCAAGCUUUUAUGAAGGCCCACGCUGAGGCUGAGGAGAGGGAUAGGCAGGAUGCGGCGCGAGGAGAGGCCGCGGCGGAUGCUCAGGCCCAACCUCAGGCACAGACCCAGCCUCUGGUCGAGGAACAGCCCCAAAUUCAGACCGAGAGUCAGGCCCAGGCUCAUCCAGUGGUGCCAAGCCAGCCUCAAUCCCCCAAGUCAACCUCCGCCCCUGACGUAGAUGCCACUGUUGUUCAGCCGCCCAUCGACAAGGAACCGGAGCCCGCAGCCGCGCCUCAACAGCAACCAGAAGAGCCCGCUCAGCAAUCCCCGCUACAGAUUCCAAGCCCGACGCAAGCCGCUCCCCAGCGCAAUCGCUGGAGGCGCAAACCCCGACCCACAAUCAGCAUUCCAUCGAAUACGAGCACGGCCACCGCCAGCAACGGCAACAGCAGCGGCAGCGGCAGCGAUGCCGACCUUCAGAAACCCCGUGGUGGCGCAGGGGCCGGCUCCGGCCGGAAUAACGGCAGGAAGUCGCCCGAGCGGGGUGCUGCGGCAUCCAGUGGAAGAAACGCGAGCAAUAGCCCUAACGGCCGUAAUGGGAAUAACGGGAAUCGGCCCCUAACCGACGGGGCGCUGGAAGCCCGAACCGGACCAACGGCCGAGGCACAGAUCAGAACGGUCGCGGAAGGAGCCCCGCUCCGAUGGGCGGAAGGGGGUAGAAAUAAUAACAGGAGGAAGAGCCCUGAUGCCAUGUCGACCAUCACAAGCAGCUCCAACGGUAGGAAUGGCGGUCGUUCCAACAACGGCAGGAAGAGUCCAGACGCCAUGUCAACCAUCACGACCAGCUCCAACGGCAAAAAUGGUGGCCGUUCCAACAACAGCCGGAGGAGCCCAGAUGCCAUGUCGGCUAUUACAACGAGCUCCAACGGCCGAAAUGGUGGCCGCGGCGCCAACAAUGGAAGAAGGAGCCCCGACGCCAUGACCACUGUCAACACGAGCUCCAACGGCCGCAGGGGAUCCGCCAGCCGGAGGAACGGACCCAGGACGCCGGCCACGCGCACCGCACUCAACAGUCCUCGGAAUGCGGGAACCAAUAGCCCUAGGGCUGCCAAUUCAUCUGCCCCUCUCCGGAGCCCGUUUACGGUGAAGAGCCCCGCGGGCGUACUAAGCCCUAGGUCAGCCUAUAGCCCCAUGGGCGCGAUCAGCCCGCGGCCGUCUACCGCGCGGAGCCCGUUUGGGAUGGAAAGCCUGACGGCGACAGUCACGCUGGGAACCCCGUCGUUGCUGGGACCGAACCAGGCUGCUGGUCUAAGCCGGUUGUCGAGGGGCCAGGAUUCCACGGCUUCGUCUCGGUACCCUUCAGAGGAUGAGCUCCCACCGUCCCCUGAUGUUGAUUAA